GUGGCCGGCCAUGGCGCUGCUGCUGGCUCUCCUCAGGCGGGUGCUGGAGUACCUCGGCUGGCCGGAGCACCAGGCCAUUUUUUUGGAAACUCGUAGAUUCAGCUGCAAUAUCGGUCGCACAAUCAGAACAUGCCUUCCUUCAGCAGCCUCAUCAAGAAGGCAUUUCCAGCAGCUUUAUGCCAUCAUAAGGAAGUAUCGGGUCAAGGUCAUAUCUGUUUGCCAAAGAAAGGAAUAUGGACCAACUCGAAGUGUCGUUCGCAGACUUGGCACAAUUCUUUCCCUGGAGCCUUGCCCAAGACCUUAUUUUCAACUUGUUCAAGACCCAAGUCCAUUGGAUUAUGAUGAACAAAGCACAGCCCCAACUCCUGUAGUUCCAUCACUUAGUGAUGUCCUAUGGGUGGCAAGUGAUGAGGGACAACCAUUUACUAGAUUCAGGACUGAGUUGUGGAGAAAAGAAAAAAGUACAGUUCACCAUGACCUACAUCCAUCUGUAGUUUCCUUACCAAGUGGUCCAAAAAACAAUACACAAAAGGACAGUCUUGUUGACCAAAAAGCACUCCAGAAGAUUUCUGCACUUGAAGAUGAGUUAGUCUUUCUUCGUACCCAAAUUGCUGCAAUUAUUGCUGGACAGACAUUGGGAAACGUUCCAUCACAAACUUUUAAAACAUUUAGCAUCCCAGAUGGAUUUUACCCAGUGCCAGCAAUGACUUCCACACCCUUGUCCGUCUCUUGCAAUCACUUUGUCAUUCCCUCACCUCCUCCACUUCCCUCUGGGGCAGCAUCUGGUGUUGAUGCCAGUAUUUCAGCAAUUGAACUUAUAAAACAACGUCGUGCUGCAAGAAAGAGUGGUUCAACUACAACUGAUAGUACUGAUAGCCAGAGGGCAAAGAAUGUUCCUAGUAUGAUGGAUGUUUUGAAAGACCUAAAUAAGGUUCAGCUGAAAGCUAUUGAGAGGUCACCUGGAGGUACCCCACUUUCCAGACCUAAAAAGAGACUGAGUUCAGACUGGGAUCCGGUUGCUCUACUGACCCAUGCACUUCAGAAGAAAUUUGCACAUAAAAACAAUGAUGAAGACGAUUCCCUGGACAAAGAAAAUCGAUCCUUUGAUAGCUCCCCAUUUUCUAGUCCAGAGAUCCCAUUGGUAGAACGUCGCAGUCUGAAGCCCAACGCAAAAUCUAUCCUCAUAAGAACUGAUGAAGUUAAACAGAUGUCAACGUGGAAAGUGAAAGCUCAUAUUUAAUUGAUAGUGACUUCUGAGGGAAGUAUACAGUAUGUGUAUUUUCAAGUGGCAGGUCCACUUUAUGAAACUG
This is a messenger RNA of Tinamus guttatus (white-throated tinamou), 1310 nucleotides long. It is a transcript of the gene MTFR2, whose product is annotated as mitochondrial fission regulator 2. Gene Ontology annotation, biological process: mitochondrial fission; aerobic respiration. NCBI's taxonomy places the organism in Eukaryota, Metazoa, Chordata, Aves, Tinamiformes, Tinamidae. The record is from RefSeq and is a predicted model, not a curated record. Gene Ontology annotation, cellular component: mitochondrion.